Molecule: messenger RNA, 4840 nt
Organism: Bombus huntii
Lineage: Eukaryota; Metazoa; Arthropoda; Insecta; Hymenoptera; Apidae
Gene: Dna2
Product: DNA replication ATP-dependent helicase/nuclease DNA2
Exons: 14
Coding region: 152-3928 (1258 amino acids)
Biological process (GO): replication fork reversal
Cellular component (GO): cytoplasm
Molecular function (GO): single-stranded DNA helicase activity; 5'-flap endonuclease activity
Source: RefSeq, a predicted model, not a curated record
UAUUUCUUUCAAAAAUAAAGUAUGUUUCUAAAUUCCCUAUGUGUAUAGUUCCUCUAGUCACUAUAGAAUACGUUUCCAUAUCUCCUCUUGUAAUUGCAUGAUUCUAUGAUUCCUAAUUCCCUAGUAGAAAUUGCGCGCGAAUUGAUGAUGCAUGAUAUUACGGAGUUUAGGGCAGAUUAUCCAUUAUUUGAGUUUGAUCUUUGUGAACAAUCUUGCAUUGAAAACGAAAGAUCUGAAUAUUAGACUUACAAUGAAGAAAGUAAGUCAGUCUGCUAAGAGCUACUCAAAUAAUGGCACAAAACUUUCUCAGAAGAAAAUAUCAGUUUAUUUUACAAAAGGUAUAAGUAAUAGCAGUACAAUGAAUAGUACAAUUGAAAUCAAUGCCGUAAAUCGUGAAACACCAAGAAAGAGAAAGAUUUCAAAAGAUACAGAUUUAACACGAGUUAAAAUUGCAAAAUGUGAUAAUAUUUCAGAUGCAUGUAGCAUAAAAAGCAUACAUCAAACUCCAAGAAAACAAAGACUUGCAAUUGGAAAUAAAGACAAUGUAAUUGAUAUAUUCAAUAGCUCUGGUAAAAAUAACGAUACUGACAUGGUUAUAAAUGAAACUAUAUCUGAAGACAUUUUUAUAACAGAAUAUGAUUGGAAGGAAAAUAUAGGUACCAAUGAAUAUAUAAGCACAACGUGUAAAUCAAACAAAAAACAAAUAAUGGAAAAGAAAGCACUAUUACAAGAGAUUCAGCCUGAUAACCAUCUGAUAAAAGAGAACAAAACAGAUCAUAUGAAACAAUCUGUGUUUGGUGAUAAAAAGCGUGAAGGAAUUCAUUCGGAAAUAGAGUCAUUUUUUACAGAUGAUUUUAAAGAUUGUUUCGAGGAAGAAUGGUGUUUAAAUACUAGCCAAAUUAAUUUUAAUUCCUUGCAGAGAUGUAAAAUUAUUGAUGUACAAAGGGAGUACAAUAGCAUAUUGUUAACUGUGAACCAAGAAGACUGUGGAACAUCUGAUACAACCGUUAGAUGUUCAGGUUUCUGGAAGGAUGCUAAAGUACAAAAAGAUGACAUUGUUGUUAUUCAAGCUAGAAAAGAAAACAACCAAUGGAUUAUAGAUAACAGUAGUGGCUUUCUUAUUGUUCAGCCAGAUGCAUUAAUAUCUGGGACAACAGUAUCUGGUGCAUUAUUUUGUAAAAGAAAGGCAGUUUUAAGUGAAAAGUUUAGAAAGAUGGAGAGUCUGCCUCCUUUCAUGGGAGAUUCCACACCAUUGGUUAUUGGAAGUUUAGUGCAUGAAUUAUUGCAAACCGCAAUAAGAAAAAACAUUAGUGAAGUAAGCGAUAUUACAAUGUUAAUGAAUAGCAUAUUGCAGACCACAGACACAUGCAGUUUACUUUAUGCAUCCAAGAUAUCUUUGGAGACCUGUAGGCAGCAAAUUCUCCCAUAUGUCCCAAAAAUACGAGAAUUUAUCCAACAUUAUUUGAAAGAUAAAACGCAGCAAGGUAUAAAUAAUAUAAAGAAUAACUUCAAAGGUAGAAUAGCUCAAAUUCGGGACAUAGAAGAGAAUAUUUGGCUGCCUAAAUUAGGUCUAAAAGGAAAGAUAGAUAUUAGUGCAGAAGUUAAAGUAAAUUGCAAACAAAAAAUUAUGCCGCUCGAAAUUAAGACAGGGAAGCCUUCAUUUUCUUUGGAGCACAGAGCGCAAGUUAUUCUUUACAUCAUGAUGAUGAGUCUUACAGGUCAAGACACGGAUACAGGUCUUUUACUUUAUCUUAGGGAGAAUAAUAUACAAGAGAUUAAUAGUAGUCAUCCUGAAAAAAGAGACUUGAUACUAUUAAGGAACUCCUUAGCUAGUUAUUUUGUUCCCAAAUCGAGUGAAAAAUUAUCGAAUCUAACUUCUAAAUCAGAUUUGCAGAUGUUGGAUUUACCAGAGCCAAUUAAUCAUCAUAAUGCCUGUUCGAAGUGUACUUACAAUACAUUAUGCUGUAUGUACUUGAGCAAAGAUUCAAGUAUACAGUUAUCUGAGACAAACCCACUAGUGGAGUUAGGGAAAAAAAUCUUGGAUAAAUACAAACCUAGUCAUAUCGAUUAUGUGUUGCAUUGGAUUUCUUUAUUACAGAUGGAAGAAAGUUCACAGUCGAGUAAUAAUGUAACGAGAUAUCUAUGGACAUUAAGUCCAGAAAAAAGGGAAGCAAAGAAAACUUGUAUAUGUAAUCUAAAAGUGAUAGGAAAAGUUACUGAUUGUGAUACAAAAUACAGACAUACUUUUGUUCGCUCAAAUCUCGACACACAAUUCUCAAAUAUUAAUAUUCCAUAUAUGGAAUUUUCAGAUAAUGAAUAUGUUUUAGUCAGCACAAAUACAAGAAUAAAUUUAUCUGCAGGAUUUAUAGCACAAAGGAAAGAAGAUUCUAUUACGUUAAUAUUAGAAAGAGAUGUUACCAAGUACAAUAUAAACGAAUUUUUCCACAUAGAUAAGUACUCGUCUUCCAGCUUAUUUUCCGGCAAUCUUGCGAACGUAGGAGGUUUAAUGAGUGACAGUGAAAUUUGCGAGAAAUUACGAGAUAUUGUGAUAGACAAGAAACCAGCAUGUUUUGAAAAAGGUUUGCCAUAUCCGAUCAUAAAGGCAAGUGCAAGGAUAUUACAAAAUUUAAAUAAAAUUCAGCAAAGAGCAGUUUUAAUGGCAAUAUCCGCGAAAGAAUAUCUUUUAAUUAAGGGAAUGCCAGGUACAGGAAAAACACAGACACUAGUUGCUCUAGUAGAAGUCCUGCAUAAACUAGGGCAUUCUGUGUUAAUUACUUCACAUACAAAUAGUGCUGUAGACAAUAUUUUAUUGAAACUGUUACACAAGGAUAUUGACUUCCUGAGAUUAGGAUCAUCGACCCAUCCAUCUUUAAGACAUAAAAGUGAAGCGUACGCUACAGCAAAUUGUAAUACACCGAGUAGCUUAGAGAUGGUGUAUUCUAGUAAAAAUAUUAUCGGUGUAACUUGUUAUGGAGCCCAUCAUGCACUUCUUGGAAGACGUACGUUUGACGUAUGUAUCGUGGAUGAAAGCACGCAGGUGUUGCAACCAACUGUAUUACGUCCUUUAUACAGUGCAAAGAAAUUUAUUCUUGUAGGAGAUCCUGAUCAAUUGCCUCCAAUUAUUAAGAACAAGUUAGCCAGAAAACUUGGUGCAGAUGAAUCCUUAUUUGCUCGGUUGGAUAGUGAAAAUAAUACUAUUAAGCUAACAAAACAGUAUAGAAUGAAUAAAAGUAUAAUGUACUUAGCAAAUAAGCUUACAUAUAAUGACAUGUUAGAAGCAGGUGAUACUUCUAUAGAGAAUGCUACUUUCGUUACACCAUCCAAAGAAGUAAAUGUUUUAACAAAAGAAGAAGAAUGGAUACAGAAGGCAUUAUCAUCUGACAUAAGUGACUCCAUAAUCGUAUUAAACACGGGAUGUACCAAUAAAUUAAAAGAAAACUAUAACUUAAGUGAAAAAGGAUAUCUAGAUAGCGACGAAGUAAACUCAAACAUUUGGGAAGCUGUUAUAGUGUCUAAACUAGUGAAAACAUUUUUAAAGGUGAAUGCGAAACUUGAAAAUAUUGGCAUUAUUGCGCCAUUUAGAGCGCAUGUUAGUUUAUUGAAAAAAGUUGUUGCGGAAGAUAUAGAGAUAAAUACUGUUGAUCAAUAUCAAGGACGCGAUAAAGAGAUCAUAAUUUAUUCGUGUGCUAAAAGUAUAACUAACUUUAGUGAUAUAAGAGAGGAUUUAGAAGUACUAGGGGACCAUCGACGAUUAACUGUGGCUAUAACUAGAGCAAAGCAUAAGUUAAUUGUCGUAGCGGAUAAGAGAACGAUAUCUCAAUAUUCGGCCUUCAAAAAAUUAUUUUAUUUAAUUGAAAAUAAAAAUAUAAUAGAUUUAGAUAAUAGCUAUAAUGGGUUUUGCUGGAAAAAUCUUCUACGUAUUUUGUAAUAUAUUUUAUUACCUUUUUAUACGACAAAUUUGUUACGGCGAAGAAUUGCAUAAAAAAAAUUUGUUGAUUUAUAAAAGGAAGCUGCAUGAAUAUGGAUGAUAUUUCAAUUUUAAUAAGAUUUUAUGUCUACGUGGAAUGUUUGAUGUAUUAUUUUAUUUUAUACAUGUAUCAUGAAGAGUUGAUAAUUAAGAUAUGUGUUUGAUUAGAAACUUAUUGUUUUUACGUUUACCUUGAUUAUAGAACAAACAUCUUCGAUCAUACAUAAAGUUAUUGACCUUAACGGAAAUCAAUUGAGAUAACAAAUAAUGUGUUAUUUUAAUUAUAAAUAUAGAUACUAUAUCAAGAGUAUUAGAUAUCAUGAUAAGAUAAUGAUUUCAAGAUAUUUAAUGGUUCAAUAAGAUGUACAAUCGGUUUAUUUACAUAUUGUCCAAUUCAUUUUUUGAAACUUAAUGGUAUUCGCUAAAUAAUCAGUAAUCUUUUUAAUUAAUCAGUUUGUAAUAUAAGCAAACGCAUGAAUUUCAUUAGAAAUCAAUGUCUGUCUAAUGAAAAAAGCUUGUAUCUACUCCAGAUUAGAAUAAUAUUUAAUGCAAUUGAAGAUCAAUGAUUGAAGAUUACAAUUAAAAUAUCUUAUAAUAUAUAUUAUAAAUUAUAUUAUGUAAGUAAUAUAUAGUAUAAUAUUUAUAACAUAUAUAAUGCAAUAAUGUAUAAUAUAUAUAUUAUACUAUAUGUAUUUAUAAAUAACUUACACACAAUCGCAAUUAAUGGUUACAGUAGACAUUUAAUCUAAAAAGUUAUAUAGUUUUUUGAGAAGUUUCAAUGCAGGUUCAGAUAUAUUCGUGAGCUGCUGCAUACAAAAAGGUCUAAAACAAUUAAGAUAGUUCUUACAAUAAAAUUAUCUUUAAUUUUUUUAA